Mya arenaria is the source of this 2511-nucleotide messenger RNA. Its product is annotated as inositol hexakisphosphate kinase 2-like. The record is from RefSeq and is a predicted model, not a curated record. Gene Ontology annotation, molecular function: inositol hexakisphosphate kinase activity. Gene Ontology annotation, biological process: inositol phosphate biosynthetic process; phosphatidylinositol phosphate biosynthetic process. The transcript is spliced from 6 exons. Gene Ontology annotation, cellular component: nucleus; cytoplasm. NCBI's taxonomy places the organism in Eukaryota, Metazoa, Mollusca, Bivalvia, Myida, Myidae. The coding region runs from base 520 to 1773 and encodes 417 amino acids.
UAAACACCUUAAGGCUGUACGGUGAUUACAUAACAGGACAAUGGUAAUCAUAAACAUGUGCAAGGGUCAAGGAAUUUGCGAUUAAAAGGCUAGCAUCAGUGUUGUUUACGGUGCGCGGCUAGCAUCAGUGUUGUUUACGGUGCGCGGCUAGCAUCAGUGUUGUUUACGGUGCGCGGCUAGCAUCAGUGUUGUUUACGGUGCGCGGCUAGCAUCAGUGUUGUUUACGGUGCGCGGCUAUUAAAAUGCUUCUUCUUUCACAAACUUACUCGCGUGUCAUCACACUAUAAGGUUGUGCAGGCAUUAAUGCUUGUACCGACAACAGUUACUGUUCAUAGCUCUCUAUCAAGUUAUUGUCGAUAAUUUAUCUCCCCAGCGAAGCUAGAACAUGUUUAUUUAUCGGGAGUGAUCACAAUCUGUUGAAGUUUUGUUGUUGACUGGUUGUUAGUGCGGAGCAUAUUUUCACUGGAUUAGACAGGCAGACAGCUUCCAGACAGAAAUGUUCUGAAUCAAAUCAGCGAGAUGUCCUGCCGCACAAUCGAUGGCAUUUAUGAAGAAGAACCGGAAGCAGAAGUGACUGUUGAACUCCGACCUUUCAAGCACCAGGUGGGAGGUCACACGUGUGUACUCGAAGUCGGCUGUGGCGUUAUCUGCAAGCCGCUCAUUGACCGGGAACAGAAGUUCUACACGAGCGCUCCGGAGUCGUUGAGAAGCUUUAUCCCGCGAUAUUUCGGCGAAACAUGCGUCACGUGUGACAUCACCCAAAGCCGGAAGUGCCUUGUUGCCAAGGUGCCACGUGAGCUCGUGUCACCAGGAGAGAUUAAUGAGAGAUGUGCUUCUGGAUUUGAUGAGUUCAUUGCCACAAAACGUAGGAAAAUGCAUAGAAGUUCUGAAAAUGAGGCCCCGACACUAGCAGCCUGGAGUAACUCGUGCAUAGAGAGACAAAUCACCCGGUACGGGUUCUGGGCCAACAACCAGCCGCAAAAAUUCAUCAUGCUUGAAAACCUUGUAAAAGACUACAAACGUCCCUGUCUGAUGGACCUGAAGAUGGGAAAACGGCAGUUCGGGUCGGACUCAGACGCUGAAAAACGGAAGUUACUCGAGAGUAGAUGCGCGAGCUCAACUUCCGCAACACUGGGUUUCCGCAUCUGUGGAAGUCAGUCGUAUCAGAAAACGUCGGAUGCCUACACGUUCCAUGAUAAGUACCAUGGGCGUAGCUUGAACGAUGCUGGAGCGAUAGAGGAAUUGAGACUGUUCUUCCAUAACGGGGCGGAGCUGCGAACCGACAUCAUCUUGGCCCUGUUUACCAAACUUACAGAGCUAGAAAAAGCUUUGUUGAAAGAAAAAGAUUUGGACUUACAUUCUGCCUCGUUACUGUUAAUUUACGAGGGCAUGCCGGCGACUGAUGAUCUGCCUGGUGCCGGAAGUGAAAACGAUGCGCAUGCGUCUGGUGCUACAAGUAGUGCAAAAGUCCCGAGUAGAAAACACAGAAAAGAUAUUGAACAAGUUGAAGCGACUGAUCGGUCAUGUAGUGACAGUGACCUUGGUACGCAUUUAGACACGCUAAAAAGUCAGCAGAAAAACGACUCCAGUCAAAAACCCGAUACUGAUUUUGAGCCGGAUUCAUCGGAGUGCAAAGUUGAUGUCCGACUUAUAGACUUUGCGCAUGCAAGCGAGUCAUUACAGAAAUCUUGCGAAAACCCUAUUGUGUUCGGAUUAAAGAGCAUUCAAGUCAUUCUUCGCGACUUGGUCAGUCAACAUAGUAUUACUAAAUGAGAUUUGUGCGGGCUGUUAACGAACGGUUUUAAAAAGGUUCAGUCGAUGCUUUCAAAAAAUAACAAAAUGAUAAUAAACGCUAUGUUUAUGAAACCUACUCUAUGUGAAAUGUUAGAUAGUUUAUUCUAAUGCAUAGCGUAACACGUACCUAGAUGUAAGACUUUAUUUAAAUCGAAUAUAUGAUAACAAGAAAUAUUAGCCCAAUGAGUUAUUUUCAGACAUGCCUGUAAGUAAAAUGAAUUUAUUUUUUUAAAUAUCUUUAUUUUUGGUGUUGUAUUCUAUACAUUGUAUUAAAGUCAUGUAUUUUUAUACCAUUUCCGUAUGUCUCUGUUAAAUGCACAUGCUUUGAUAACUAUUGUUUCACUAAUGAUAUAUAUUUUGCUUGAAAGUCGAUUUGCCUGCCAAUAUUACUCAGACAUCAUGUAUCAUUGUUCUAGACCAAAGAAUCACGGAAUGUGUUUCCCCAUAACCUAGUCACCGUUCUGUAUUUUUAAGUUUUAUUGAUUGUGAUAACUCGUGUUUGUCUAAAUGCAUUUUUUUCACCAGCUUUAGUUCAAAUUCAUUUUAAACUCGUUGACCUCUAGCCUAUAAACUGGGUCAUCGUGAAAUGUUCGGCUACUGGGCUUGUCCCUGUAGUGUUUAUUGUAUCAUUGUAGACGUGGUUGCCACCAGUGAAUAUUCCCUUGUUACCUUUUACUGAUCAAUACUAUUAAAAGUCAAUAAACUAACUGAAAACAA